UCCGAUCCGGCUAGAGCAAAUGUCUACCCGGAGGUUUCCACGAGCACCUCUUGUCUGCUUCGGCAGUCUUCAACGAAGCGAGCGCGCGAGGCUCACGCUGAGGUUCCCAGAGGAUGUUGAAGAACUCGCUGUCUCUCGUUGACGAAUGUCGGAUUCCACUCUCGUCGAGUCUCGACCUAAGCAGCUGUAAAUUCAACAAAAUGAGACACUCCGGAGCAGCACCCCUCCCAAUCCUAAUCCUACAUUCGCGGAGAUGGACGGUUCUGUCAGUCAUCCUGAUAACAAUCUUAGGAUUUUAUUUCUUGUUUCCUUCGGAGGCCUUCUGUAAAGAAGGUGGUCUCCUGCGAUCGAGCCAGAGAAUCCUCGUAGAUUCGAUGGGUGGUCGCGCAACAUACGAUAAUGACAUGCCUUUGAUAUUCAUCGGCGGGAUGCCGCGAAGUGGUACCACAUUGGUGCGAGUGCUGCUCGACGCUCAUCCGGACGUCCGUUGUGGUGAAGAGACCAGGAUCAUCCCGAGGUUGCUCAGUAUGAAGCAGCAAUGGACGAAAAACCCAGUCGAAAUGAACCGGCUUCUCGAAGCUGGAAUCACGGACGAGGUCGUCGAUCGAGCUGUUUCUUCUUUCAUCCUAGAGGUGAUUAUUGGUCACGGUAAACCUGCUCCUCGACUCUGCAACAAAGACCCGUUCACUCUCCGAGCUGCGACUUAUUUACAUAAAAUAUUCCCAAAAGCCAAGUAUAUUUUGAUGAUCCGGGACGGACGUGCUGUUGUGCAUUCCAUUAUCACUCGGAAGGUGACUAUCUCGGGUUAUGAUCUGACGAGCUAUCGCCAAUGCCUCAAGAAAUGGAACCAGGCGAUGAUGAGCAUGUAUAGUCAAUGCCAACACCUAGGAACAGAAUGGUGUCUACCAGUGCAUUACGAACAAUUAGUUCUGCAUCCGAAACCAUGGUUGGAAAAAAUUCUCCAAUUCCUCGACAUUCCAUGGAGUGAUACUGUUCUCCACCACGACAAACUCGUCAACAAACCAGGCGGGAUUUCUUUGUCAAUGUUGGAACGGUCGACUGACCAAGUGAUCAAGCCGAUCAACAUAGAGGCCCUCUCAAAAUGGGUGGGAGCCAUACCCCAAGACGUCGUCAGAGACAUGGCCGAAGUUGCUCCGAUGCUCGAAUUUUUAGGUUACGACCCGAAAGCGAACCCACCCGACUACGGGAAACCGGACUCCUUCGUCAUGAACAACACCGCGCAGAUAAAAGAAAAUCUGAACGAGUGGCGAGCGAAGGAGGGGAUGGUUGAGAAAGAACGUGAGGCCUUGCGCAAGAGGAUCGCCGAGAAUCGCGAGCCACGCGUGGAUGACGCCGGAAAAGAUUGAUACAGUCGGAAGGAGCAUCAAUCGCACCUCAUGAAGCUCUUCGGAGCCAGCUUCGGCCUCAC
This is a messenger RNA of Galendromus occidentalis (western predatory mite), 1429 nucleotides long. RefSeq names its product tyrosylprotein sulfotransferase (gene Tpst). The coding region runs from base 114 to 1367 and encodes 417 amino acids. Lineage: Eukaryota; Metazoa; Arthropoda; Arachnida; Mesostigmata; Phytoseiidae. Gene Ontology annotation, cellular component: Golgi apparatus. Gene Ontology annotation, biological process: peptidyl-tyrosine sulfation. Gene Ontology annotation, molecular function: protein-tyrosine sulfotransferase activity. The transcript has 8 exons. The record is from RefSeq and is a predicted model, not a curated record.